Molecule: messenger RNA, 558 nt
Organism: Atta colombica
Lineage: Eukaryota; Metazoa; Arthropoda; Insecta; Hymenoptera; Formicidae
Exons: 5
Coding region: 43-534 (163 amino acids)
Molecular function (GO): odorant binding
Source: RefSeq, a predicted model, not a curated record
CUUUAUGCAAGUUGUUAAUUUCUAUCACUAAAACGAAGAAAAAUGAAGAGAUCACUUACGUUUUUCAUUUUAGCGCUAAUUGCUACCGUAAUUGCAGAUGAUGAUAAAAAAAUAGAAGAGAUUGCAAAAGCAUUCAACACCGAUGUAUCGACAUUCCAGGAAUGUCUGGACGAAGGAGAAAUCAAAAUAGAUGAGUUAAUUAUUGGAUUGCAAAAUUGGACUCUCCUCUUUUUCGAUGAGAAGGAUCUCAAUGAAGAAUCAAGACAAUUUCGUGUGAAACUCAAAAAAUUGGAUACCUGUAUAUUAAAAAAAAAACAAUUGCUGGUAGAUAGGAAGUUAGUUAUAGACAAAAUAAUUGAAGAAGUAAAAAAAAACAUUAAUGAGAAGGGUUUAGCACAGUUUUCAGAGGAAAUUUUUAGGAAUAUAAAGGAAUGUUUAAAUUCAUUGAAUGAAAACAGCCAAUUGACUGAGGAAGAUAGAGCCUUUGGUGUAUUCCCAUGUAUAAUCAUUCAGUUGAAAAACGAGAAACAGUAAAACAAAAUUGUAAAAUGCAUAUAU